UUGUAAUAAAUAAUAUUAAUAUAAUUUUGAAUUAAUAUUUAUCAAAAAUUUCCCUCAAACUAAUUCUAUGCCAAGGUCUAUGUUAAAACUGUCAAUUGAGGUUUAAGUUAACAAAAAAGGUCAAAACUAUUGCAGAAUUUAAAAUAUAUAAAAUAUUACAAAAUUUUAUAUAUAAUCAAAUUGGUAAACAUAACAUAUGUUCAGUUUAAAAAUAUCGGUAAAUAUGGCAAUUUUAAUAUUAUUGUACAGUUUGAUCCUAGCUUUAGUUCUGCCAACAAAAACUUUGUUCUUAAAUGUAUCAGAUCAAAGUAGUCGUAUAGUGAAUGGUAAAGUAACGACCAUAGACAAAGCUAAAUUUGUGGUGAAUCUACGUAGUCAUGGUCACUUUUCCUGUGGUGGUUCUUUAGUGGCACCAAAAAUUGUACUCACUGCCGCUCAUUGUGUAAAUGGAUUAAGAGCCUCUGAGUUGACCAUAAUAGGUGGAGCUACAUAUCUUUCUGAAAGGGGUAUUAAACGUUCUGUCUUUAAAAUAUAUAUACCAAAAGAAUACAAUUCCCGUACCAUGGAUAUGGAUAUAGCACUACUGAUAUUAUCUAAACCCCUGGAAGGAGCUAAUAUUUCAAUUAUAAAAUUGUGUAAAACAAAAUGGAAUGUUGGUGAUGAAAUGACAGUUUAUGGUUGGGGUCAAAUUACUGAAGUCAAUAAAACCAGCUCAAAUCAAUUAAGAACCGUAAAAGUGCCCGUAAUAAAGCAGAAAAAAUGCAGCGAUAUGUAUAAAGGACAUGAAAAAAUAACAAAUUCAAUGUUUUGUGCUGGCGAUUUGAAGGGUAAGGAUGCUUGUACUGGUGAUUCUGGUGGUCCAGCCGUAUAUAAAAAUCAAUUAUGUGGUGUAGUGUCAUGGGGUACGGGUUGUGCUCGUAAGAAUUUUCCGGGUGUUUAUGCAAAUAUUAUUUUUGCUAGAGAAUAUAUUGAUAAAAUAAUGAAAAACUUUGGAAGCUAUUAAAUAUUUAAACAAA
Molecule: messenger RNA, 1016 nt
Organism: Lucilia cuprina (Australian sheep blowfly)
Lineage: Eukaryota; Metazoa; Arthropoda; Insecta; Diptera; Calliphoridae
Product: seminase-like
Exons: 1
Coding region: 197-1003 (268 amino acids)
Biological process (GO): proteolysis
Molecular function (GO): serine-type endopeptidase activity
Source: RefSeq, a predicted model, not a curated record